Molecule: messenger RNA, 1248 nt
Organism: Arvicola amphibius (Eurasian water vole)
Lineage: Eukaryota; Metazoa; Chordata; Mammalia; Rodentia; Cricetidae
Product: zinc finger protein 626-like
Exons: 6
Coding region: 1-1248 (415 amino acids)
Biological process (GO): regulation of cytokine production; regulation of immune system process; negative regulation of transcription by RNA polymerase II
Source: RefSeq, a predicted model, not a curated record
AUGGAUGGUUCUAUGGGAAUCUUGACAUUCCAAGAUGUGGCAAUUGAUUUCUCUCCAGAUGAGUGGAACUGCCUCAACUUUGCACAGAGGGCUUUGUACAGGGAAGUCAUGUUGGAGAACUACAGUAACAUGGUCUCUGUGGGUCUCUUCCAAUAUGCAGGUCUUUCAGUUUCAAAACCAGACCUGAUCAGCCUUCUUGAACAAAGCAAAGAGGCCUGGAAUGUGAACGUAAGAGAGACAGAAAGCAUUGAACAAGUUUUAUAUUCUCAUCAAACACAAGACUUAUUUACACAGGAGAAUAGACAAGAUUGUAUGCUGAAGUUGGUAUCAGGAAUAGCUCAUGACCACAAACAAGGGAGGCAUUAUAUAAACAAUCCAAAUGAAGAAAGACAAAACAAUUAUAUAAAAUGUGGAAAGUGCUUCAGCAGAUAUGAAUGCCCCACUAUCCAUAAGAGAAUUAAUUCCAAAGAGAAGGCAUACAAAUGUAAAGAUUGUGGCAAGUCAUUUAUCCAUCAUGCAAAUUUUAAAGCUCACCAGAGAAUCCAUACUGGUGAGAAACCUUACAGGUGUGAAGAAUGUGGCAAGUCCUUUACCUGUGCAUCAACUCUUCAAAACCAUCACAGAAUCCAUACUGGUGAGAAACCUUACAGAUGUAAAGAAUGUGGCAAGUCCUUUACCCGUGCAUCAGCUCUUCACAUUCAUCACAGAAUCCAUACUGGUGAGAAACCUUACAGGUGUCAAGAAUGUGGAAAGUUCUUUACCCGUGCAUCAGCUCUUCGCAUUCAUCACAGAAUCCAUACUGGUGAGAAACCUUAUAGAUGUCAAGAAUGUGGAAUGUCCUUUACUCAUGUCUCAAAUCUUCAUACUCACCACAGAAUCCAUACUGGUGAGAAACCUUACAAGUGUGAAGAAUGUGGCAAGUCCUUUACCCGGGACUCAUAUCUUCAGACUCAUCACAGAACCCAUACUGGUGAGAAACCUUAUAGAUGUCAAGAAUGUGGGAAGUCCUUUACUCAUUUCUCAAAUCUUCAUACUCACCACAGAAUCCAUACUGGUGAGAAACCUUACAGAUGUCAAGAAUGUGGCAAGUCCUUUAGCCAGAGCACAACUCUUCACACUCACCACAGACUCCAUACUGGUGAGAAACCUUACAAAUGUAAAGAAUGUGGCAAGUCCUUUCAUACAAAUUCAAAUCUUAGAAAGCAUCACAAAAUACAUGUAAUGGGUACAUUUCAUGAAAUUUCUUAG